Scatophagus argus is the source of this 4026-nucleotide messenger RNA. Its product is annotated as RAS guanyl-releasing protein 2-like. Gene Ontology annotation, cellular component: plasma membrane. Gene Ontology annotation, molecular function: guanyl-nucleotide exchange factor activity; calcium ion binding. The record is from RefSeq and is a predicted model, not a curated record. Gene Ontology annotation, biological process: Ras protein signal transduction; positive regulation of GTPase activity. NCBI's taxonomy places the organism in Eukaryota, Metazoa, Chordata, Actinopteri, Scatophagidae. Bases 586 to 2385 code for a protein of 599 amino acids. The transcript has 18 exons.
GAUACUACCAAUAGGCGGGACUGUAGCUCUGCAGUGUGAUUGUGAGCUGCACAGCUGGCACAUGACGAGAAGGCUGACACGCGAUCCAGCUGCGGCCAGAUGACUGAGCUCAGCUGCCUCUUCCACACCAGACACACAUCACAUAAACAACUUGCUCGGGAGAAGACUUGUGCGCAUUGUGCCGUGAAAAAAAAAAAUACCCGCAUUGCUCAUUCAGCGGACCGUCUGCAUCAACUUCGAAGAAGGAUCCGAACGUAACCCCCUCUGAUGAGUUCCUCUGGGUUUCGAUCAUCAGUACCUCUCUCCGCAUGACUUGCUGUUCCCUCUCCGAAGCCAAAGCCGUUUUGACUUGACGGUGCUGCUGGUGAUGUAACGCACUUCAUCUCAGUGCUCACUCCACGAAUCACUAUAACCUCCUCUGCCAGACAUGGGACCCUUCAGACUCUAAAGCAGACGUUACUUUGCAGUGGGAGAGUCAAAAGGCUGAAGAGAGAUUGCAACACUUCUGUCUAGCUGUUGGAGUAACAGGCAGGAGAGUCACAGAGAGAGAGAGAGAGAAACGAGGGGAAAACAGAGUGGAGAGGAAUGAUGGAGUCCAUAUUAUCGGAGCAGUCGGCCACCGUGGACGAGCUGGUGGAAGCAUGCAUCCAAGCCUUCGAUGAGACGGGUGCUUUGAAGGAUGCUUCUUUGGUCCGCAUGUUUCUCAUGAUGCAACCUUGGUACAUCCCUUCGACCGACAUGGCUAAAAAGCUAGUGCUCAAAUCCCAAGAGGAGAGCUGCAACGCAGAGCAACGGACAAGAAUAUGCCACCUUGUCAAGUACUGGAUCUCUGAGUUUCCAGCAGAGUUCAAUCUGAACCCAGAGCUGGCGGACCAGAUCAAAGACUUUAAAGACCUCUUGACCACAGAGGGCAACGAGAGACAGAGUCAGCUCAUUGACCUCGACAGUGUGCCGUCAUAUAAAUGGAAGCGUCAGGUGACUCAGCGUGUCCCAUCGGUGUCCAAAAAGAGGAAAAUGUCCCUGCUGUUUGAUCACCUUGAUUCUUGUGAACUGGCAGAACACCUGACCUACCUGGAGUACAAAUCUUUCUGCAAGAUCCUGUUUCAGGACUACCACAGCUUUGUGAUGCAUGGCUGCACAGUGGAUAACCCCAUCUUGGAGCGUUUCAUCACCCUUUUCAACAGUGUCUCCCAGUGGAUCCAGCUCAUGGUACUCAGCAAGCCCACCGCCCCACAGAGAGCUGCUGUCAUCUCCCACUUCAUCAGAGUGGCACAGAAGCUGCUGCAGUUGCAGAACUUCAACACGUUGAUGGCGGUGGUGGGCGGCCUCAGCAACAGCUCCAUCUCUCGUCUCAAAGACACACAGGCCCACAUCAGCGCGGAGACCAACAAGGUUUUUAACAACCUCAUUGAAUUGGUGACAUCAUGUGGGAACUACAGUCAGUAUCGCAAGCGCUUCUCUGAGUGUUCAGGCUUUCGAUUCCCUAUCCUCGGUGUGCACCUGAAAGACCUCAUAGCCGUGCAUGUGGCGCUGCCAGACUGGAUUGAUAAAGAGAAAACACGGGUCAACCUGACCAAGACCCAGCAGCUGUAUGCUAUCCUUCAAGAGCUGGCAAUGAUCCAGAACACACCGCCUAACGUUGAUGCCAACACGGACCUGCUCAACCUGCUUACAGUGUCUCUGGACCAGUACCACACAGAGGAGGAGAUCUACCAGAUGUCUUUACAGAGAGAACCUCGUAAGCCAGCGCAGAACUCCAGCCCCGCCCCUGCGCCUGACCCCAAGCCCACCAUGAUUGAUGAUUGGGCUGUGUCAGUGAAGCCCAAUGCCGAUCCGACGAUCAUCAAGAAACACAUAGAGAAGAUGGUGGAGUCGGUUUUCAAAAACUUCGACACGGACGGUGACGGCAACAUCUCCAGGGAUGAAUUUGAAGCAAUCAGGAACAACUUCCCAUACCUCAGCAAGUUUGGAGAACUGGACAAGAACCAGGACGGCAAGAUCAGCAGAGAAGAGAUGAUAGACUACUUCAUGAAAGCCAGCUCUUUGCUCAACUGCAAGAUGGGUUUUAUCCACACUUUCACCGAGACCACUUACGUCAAGCCCACGUUCUGCGAACACUGCGCCGGCUUUAUAUGGGGCUUCUACAAGCAAGGUUACAAGUGUAAAGCCUGCGGGGUGAACUGCCACAAGGCCUGCCGAAGCCGCCUGGCUGUCGAGUGCCGCAAGAGGACCAAGAGCAUCAGCCACGAGACACCGCCUGCCCUCCAAGCCAGGUCCUACAGCUUCCCUCCACCUGCCAACACCCCACCUAGCCUGCAGAACACAGUAAUUGCUGAAGAGGAUAUAGAGACAGUGGAAGAAGGAGUUUUUGAUGUCCACCUAUAACCAGCAUUCAAACCUGCACUGCUGGAUGUAGGAGACUUGAACUAAAAUGUGAUUUUGAUGAACAGGCCAGUGACAGUCUCCAGCUCUCUAUUUUAGAAUCCCUCCUACGGUUGGUGUUCAAGAAGCCAAAUCAGCGAACAGUUGGGAGCCAGACACAGAAUGUGCUACAGUAUGUCAGUUUUACAGCCCCUCAACACUGAGGAGAAAUUGCACUGAACACAAGUCAGGAUACCUACAUGCUGCCAGCCAGUGGACACAUACUGCAACAACAUCUCCACUCCAGCUAAUUCACAUGAAUGUGACGACCAUUGUGAAUGGAAUGUAUUUGUAUCAUUUCCAUGUAAAAUUUCUGCAUUUUGAUUCUAUAUUGGCCAGGAAUGUUACUGUAAAACCUACUAUGUUUAAAAAAAAAUCCACAAAAUUGUAUUUUCUUGGUAGGAUGUCAGUGAAGUUUAUAAUUUGAGCACACUUUGCUGCAAAUUGGAAUGGCUGUCUACUUUUUUCUUUUUAAUUUAAAACAUAAAAGAGGUGCUGUUAUUGCCAAGAAUGUAAACCUGCCACCCAGACUAAGCUACUGUCUUCUUUAUCUGAGAAGCUCUGCUUUUCAUUGUUUAUCAUCUUGUUUUGAAGUACUUUUCAAUGGACCAAUAAUAGGAUCAAUUUUGAUGUCAGACAAAAUAUUGUUGAUUUGUGGUGCUCGUCUGAAACUUGAUGACAAAAGCAACCAUCCUGUCAAAAAAAAAAAAAAAAAAAAGAAAAAGAAUCAACUGAAAUUACUACAUGGACAUUUAUAAGUAAGGUGGACUUUGAACAUUGUUAUAUUUUUUGUCAUGUUUACCUGAGUAUAAGUAACUGUUCUAAGGUUAUUGCUGUUGUGUUGUUUUAGUAGACAGUACUGUCUUGUACCAGUGCACUGAUAGAUGAUCUCUCCUCUUGCAGUACUGUGAAUGUAGCAGAAACAGUGAAUUGCUGCUGUCAGAUGAAGAACUCAUCUUCCCCAAUAAAUAUGUUGACAGCAGAGAGCAGGGAAAUGGUUAAGCUCCUGCUGGUACAUCUGUUAGUUUUUGAAUGAACUUUAGAUUUCUGAGAAAAAUAAAAUAAUGAAACACAAACCACCCCCCCUCUCAAAACUGGAGUAAUGAGGCUUUUCAUUUGACAGCAGCAUAUGAAUAUUCUCUUAUUUCCCUGAGAAUCCUGAGUUUUGAUGCCAGUUGUAUUUUGCUGUUUUUUUUUUAACCUGCAUGCAUCCCCCCCCCCCCCCCUUCAUGGCUCUGCUCUCCGGCCAAACACUUAAUUUUUUAAUGUAGCAAGCCAGGUUAUCAUUCAUUUAGGAAGCAUGAAGUCUUGAAAUUGCAGAUGGAGGAAGUGCUUCUGUUGCUUUGUGCCUGUGGAGAGAUGAAUUCAGACUUCGUGUGCCAUAUUGCCAACUGCUGGCUUGUCAUUGAAUAAGACUCCUCACAUUGCUUGUGUUUAUGUUACUGUAUAAAUAACUAAAUAGCUGCCGGUCCUUCUGCGUCACUCCCUGCCUGACGAAGGAUGUUUGCUGUCAUUCUGUGAAUGAAUCUUUCAGGCUGAUGUCAUUCUAAUCCUUGUGUUCGCACACAAUUUCCCAGUAUUAAAAGGCAGAAGGCAUAACUCUAA